This is a messenger RNA of Heteronotia binoei (common prickly gecko), 1443 nucleotides long. RefSeq names its product somatomedin-B and thrombospondin type-1 domain-containing protein-like. The record is from RefSeq and is a predicted model, not a curated record. The transcript is spliced from 5 exons. NCBI's taxonomy places the organism in Eukaryota, Metazoa, Chordata, Lepidosauria, Squamata, Gekkonidae. The coding region runs from base 459 to 1262 and encodes 267 amino acids.
GACACUUUAGGCCAGUGGCCGGUGGGUAUUUGUUUCUUGCAUAAAAGAGGGUCCUAUUAGGAGCCAGGCUCAACACUGGCACCUUUCACCACCUUCCACUCAUGAAAGCAAAAAGCAGGGGAUUCUCUCCUCAAGCAGCAAAGAUCUGUCCAGCGAACCAGAUGCCGAUGCGCAGUCACUGAUGACUGCUUGCCAACACUGGCCUCUUAAAGAGGCCGAAUGCCUCUCCUGAUGCACUCCGUCAGCUGGAUGGAUUGGAAGACUGACUCUUUGAACUCAUCCCUUCUGAAUUGGACCAUCAUGUUGCUCUAACGCUUGGUUGAGGUUCCCACAAGCGAAAGAAACUGGGCACAACUUCUUAACAGGAGUAAAGAACCAGAAGGGGCUUAAGAGACGGUCUAGUUCAGAUUUUACGGCCAAAGUCGUCUCUGAUAAGGAGUGACUCCUGCUUUCUUGGCAUGAAGGCUAAGGCAGAGGCUAUGAGAGAACUGAGUAUCAAUGUAGGAUAUUGGCUGGUUUGCUGCGCAUGGCUUUUAACAAUUGGACCACUUAAUGGUAUUGAGGGUGGGUGUGGCAAUCGGGAGGUCCACAAAUGCUGCCCAGGUCGGAAUAAUGACUGCUUGGAUUUCUCUUGGAGGAGAAUGCCAUGCUACUGCGACAACUACUGUGAGAAAACGGGAGACUGUUGUGAAGAUUAUCAUGCCAUCUGCCAAGUGUCGGCAGCUGUCGAUUGUGUGGUCGGCCCUUGGGGACCCUGGAGUGAGUGCAGUUCCUUGUGUGGGACUGGGAGCAAAGACCGGAUGCGACAGGUCAUCGUGCCACCUCGGAAUGGAGGAGCCCCCUGCCCGGAUCUAAAGCAGAGGAGAGGGUGCCUCGGGGACAGCCCAUUAUGUGAAACUGCAAAAGAGGUGGCUAAGAUUCUGCCUAAUUCUUUCAAAAGGGACUUUAAGGACCCCUGGAGAAGACCUCACAUGCUGAUGAGGGAAAAAAUGCCAAGUUACUGUAUCUACUUCCGUCUGAAGCAGGUGGGAGCAGCCUGCAACCUGCAUUUCUGGAGCAGCCAGCUGGUGAGAGAAAGGCGUGUCUGCGUAGAGUGCCAAGGGGAUGCUGUGGGAAGCAAGAAAAGAUGUCAAGGAGACGGUCUGCAGGGAAUCAGAACCUUUUGGACUGCUGCUUCAGUUGCUGGUUGCCAGGGCUCCUGGGCACAGGAGUCUUCACAGGAAAACUGCGCGUGUCCUCAGCAUUUCUUCAUCUUUGUAUGAUGUUCUGUGAAGCUGAGGGACAGUUUUAAGAAAAAGAGAGAGAGAAAUAUCAGAUUCAGCUGCCUUUCUAAAGAACAAGCUGAAGACAUGAAGGGAGAUACCAAAUGCAAUUUUCAUGCCAAUUUUUACCUCAACAUCGCCACAGUUAUUAUAAUUAUAAACCUGCAUUUUUUAUAUUGUU